GAAAUUUUGAAAACUCUUAAAGGGAAUGAGGAAUCAGGAGAGGAGUAAGUAAAGAAAAGGGCCUUUGGUUUCCUGAAAGGUGGUAAAAUGUUUAUAAACUUCAAAUUCUGAUGAGUUAUCUGUGUUAAGACAUGGAGGGACCACUCAGAAAUGACAGGUGGUACAAAAUAGUGGGAAAAUAUGGCCAUUAAAAAAAACUAUUUGAAAGAAGGAACAAGAAAAAUAGAGAACGUAAGAGACUUAAAUCCAGCUCUGUUGCACAGCAUACUCAACAUGGACAGUCAAAUCGACGCAACACAGAAGGCCACAAUCAGUCUUAAACAGCAGCUUUCCCCAAGCCACCCACCCUGCCCAAGAGUAGACAGGAAGUGACCUCUACCUGAUGAUGCAAGCUGCCCAUUGUGACUGCUGCUGACAUCACAGCAUCUCUCUCACUCUCAGGGAAGGGGUUGGGUGCGUCUCCUUCACCUUCCUGUGCAGCUGAGGCGGUCUUUGGCUCUUACAUCUGCUUGAUGUAGCUUGUCUGUCUCAAGUGCCGUCGGCUAGCUGUGGUCUUGGCGUAGCUACUGCUGACGACCCCCGGCCCCUCUUCUGAUCCACCACCGGUGGUUCCAGGAACAAGGAGCUUGGCCUAGAGAGCUCCAAGGGCCAACGCUGGGCAGAGGACAACCACCCGGUUACCAAAGGACUUUUUCUAGGAGAUUCCGGGCAGUGCAAGACUCUGCUCCAAGAACAAUCCCUCAUGGAACCAGAAGCCUUAGAAAUCUGCCCUUACAAUCCGCACCACCGGAUUCCACUCAGCAGAUUCCAGUACCAUCUGGCAUCCUGUAGGAGAAAGAACCCCAAGAAAGCCAAAAAGAUGGCCAGCUGCAAAUACAACGCCUGCCACGUGGUUCCCAUUAAGCAGCUGGGAGAGCACGAGGCGUCCUGCGUCAACAGAAGCUCCGUGGAGGAAGAGAACAACUUGAGCCCUCUGCAAGUCAACCUCCCAGGCCCAGAGCCACACAAGGAUCCCCUGCAGCUCUCCCCCUGGCUUUCCAGUUCCGACAUCUGGAACGUCGAAGGUGCCGACUGCCACCCGCUGUUCAUUCUGAAGACUUUUGUCCCACAAAAGCUGGUUUGUCAAAGUGAUGUGAGGGAGUCGGCAACAGAGGAGACCAAUGCCCUGAAGAUCCUCAGACCAGGACAGUAAAAAUGACAGCCACACGAAGGACCCCAUGUGCAUCCAUCACACGUGUGCAACAUGCAACUCGUUGGAAUAAAAGGUGUGCAAAGUA
Messenger RNA from Ochotona curzoniae (black-lipped pika), 1277 nucleotides. It is a transcript of the gene GTSF1L, whose product is annotated as gametocyte specific factor 1 like. NCBI's taxonomy places the organism in Eukaryota, Metazoa, Chordata, Mammalia, Lagomorpha, Ochotonidae. The transcript has a single exon. The record is from RefSeq and is a predicted model, not a curated record. Bases 743 to 1192 code for a protein of 149 amino acids.